This is a messenger RNA of Panthera uncia (snow leopard), 697 nucleotides long. RefSeq lists its product as uncharacterized. The coding region runs from base 1 to 666 and encodes 221 amino acids. NCBI's taxonomy places the organism in Eukaryota, Metazoa, Chordata, Mammalia, Carnivora, Felidae. The record is from RefSeq and is a predicted model, not a curated record. The transcript is spliced from 3 exons.
AUGUCAUUGUAUCUGAUUGCGGACACCCCGCGGGGCGUGGGCAGCAGGCCCAGGCUCCAGCUCCCGUGCGGAGGGGAGUCGGGGCCCAGGGAGGGGACUGGGGGCCGGGAAGGGGGGACUGGGAAAACCGGGGGUGCUGGGAAGAGGGUUCCCCUCGCCAGCGCCGGCCCUGGUGUCGCUGCGCACUCGGAGCCGCGCAAAGGGCGCCCCUCAACCCGGAGGCACAGGCGCAUUUCAGAAGGAGAGAAAGAAAAAAGCCACCACCGGCUCGAAUUUCUGGAAGCCAGAGCCGUUUUUUGCCCUAAACACCGAGACAGAACCCCUCUAAGCGCUGCCCUGGCCUCUCCGUUACCCAUUUUCGGUUUGUUUUCGGAAGAACCGGUUCCUCAGUCCCGCGUCGCCGCAGUUGGGACCCGAGUGCAGGGCUGUUGGAACCCUUUGAAGAAGUGUGUAGCUAAUAGCCCAUAUAUAAUUCAGAAGAAAAAGCCUUCAAUGGAAGACCCCCGGGGGAUGAACGGACAGUCUGUAAGUAAACAGAAUGUCAAUCCGAGGGAAAGAGUUAUUACUUUUAAAAUCAUAAUUACUAUUUUUGUUGUAACCCGAGUGUCUGGAAAUUCCUCAAAAGCUCUGUACCAAUUUUUAAUGAUUUUAGAAGUUAUGAAUUAAGUAGUACACUAUUUAAUCAGCUAACCUAAUU